AUGAAUCGCACGCUGGUCGAGUGUGCGCGUUGCAUGAUGGAACACGCUGGACUGGGAAAGAGCUACUGGGGUGAAGCAGUGAUGACGGCGAUGUUUCUUCGAAACCGCUGUCCAACACGUGCCAUUCACCAAGACAAGUCUCCAUAUCAAGUGUGGACGAUGAAGAAACCGAUUCUGGCCAACCUUAAAGUGUUUGGAUGCCACGCGUAUGUUCAAGUGCCUCAAGACAAACGCGCGAAGUUCGACUCCAAGUCAUCACUCUGUCGUUUCCUGGGAUACGCCGAACACCAGAAGUCAUAUCGAUUUGAGGAAGUGUCAACAGGAGCGAUCAAGAUCAGUCGCGAUGCCACAUUCAUGGAAGACAAGUUUGAUGAAGGUCCGCGCAACUACAACGAUGAGUCAAGUGUCGUUGAGUUUGAUGAUCAUGAUGAGGACGAAGAAAAAGAAGAAGGUAAAACUGACGACGACAUGGACUCGAGCGACGAUGACAACGAAGACACCAGGUCUUCGAAGAGCAACAUCAAGAGACACACGCGCACUCAAUCACUUGAGAAAGCUACCGUCAUUCCAAGUCCCAAGCGAAGAACGUACAGAUGUCCGUCGCUUGAGCAUGUGUCAGCGGCUGCAAUGGAUUUUGAAGCAGCCUACAUCGUUGAUUCAGUGGGGGAAACGCCGACUACAUUCAAGUCGGCGAUGGAAUCAAGCGACUCCGGCAAGUGGAAAGAAGCGUGUGACUCGGAGUUCGACUCGCUUCAGAGAAACGACACGUGGGAAAUCGUGCCUCUUCCGAAAGGUCGCAAGGCCAUCGGGUGCCGAUGGGUUUUUCGUGUAAAGGAGAAUCAAGAUGGCGAAGUUGAACGUUUCAAGGCAAGACUUGUGGCCAAAGGAUUCUCACAGAAAUUCGGAGUUGACUAUGAAGAAACUUUCGCACCGGUGGCCAAGUUCACAUCGAUUCGUGUGGUGCUCAGUAUGGCGGCUAAGUACGGCCUAAUGCUACAUCAGAUGGACGUCAAGACAGCGUUUCUUAACGGCUCCCUCAACGAAGACAUCUACAUGGACCAGCCGGACGGAUACCUGGAUGCAACACAGCCGGACUAUGUGUGCAAGCUAAAGAGAUCACUCUACGGCUUGAAGCAAUCGCCUCGCAUGUGGAACCAAACAAUCGAUGGGUUCAUGAUCAAGAUGGGAUUCAAGAAGUGCGAAUCGGACCACUGCAUCUACAUCAAGCGAGACGACCAAGACAUGAUUCUCGUGGUGCUCUACGUCGAUGAUCUCAUCCUGGCCAGCAGCAACAACGAACUCCUCAAGUCGACCAAGAUGGCGCUGAGCAAACGCUUCGAAAUGACGGAUCUCGGUGAGCUCGAUUACUUUCUCGGCAUGGAGAUCAAGAACGACCGUAAGACGGGAAUGGUGACUGUGCAACAAACCAAGUUUCUCAAGUCCGUGUUAACCAAGUUCGGAAUGGAUAACAGCAAGCCAGUGAAGACGCCUCAAGAUCCCGGCCUGAAGCUAACCAAGAACAUGUGUGAACAAGAAUGCAAGCACGAAGACACCAUGUGCAACGUGCCAUAUCGAAGUGCUGUCGGAGGCAUCAUGUAUCUCAUGGUCGCCACACGUCCGGAUCUAGCUGCUGCAGUGGGAUCAUUAUCCCAGUUCUCGUCCGACCCAUGCCCGACUCACUGGCAAGCUUUGAAGCGUGUGCUGAGAUACCUGCAAGCAACGCCCAACCAUGGUCUUGAGUUUACACGUGAAGAAGGAAGCCGUAUCUGCGGGUACACCGACGCAGACUGGGCCGGCGACAUUGAGUCAAGACGAAGUACAAGCGGCUAUGUGUUCAUGAUGAGCGGAGGAUGCAUCAGCUGGAAAAGCCAGAAACAACGGACGGUCGCGCUAUCUUCAACAGAAGCAGAAUACAUGGCGCUUUCCGAAGCAACCAAAGAAGCAGUAUGGCUCAAGGUGCUUUUGGGGGGAACUUGGUGA
Messenger RNA from Peronospora matthiolae, 1980 nucleotides. The record is from the annotation of a GenBank genome assembly. Lineage: Eukaryota; Oomycota; Peronosporomycetes; Peronosporales; Peronosporaceae.